This is a messenger RNA of Eleginops maclovinus (Patagonian blennie), 2037 nucleotides long. RefSeq names its product vacuolar protein sorting 45 homolog (gene vps45). The transcript has 15 exons. NCBI's taxonomy places the organism in Eukaryota, Metazoa, Chordata, Actinopteri, Perciformes, Eleginopidae. Bases 163 to 1869 code for a protein of 568 amino acids. The record is from RefSeq and is a predicted model, not a curated record. Gene Ontology annotation, cellular component: Golgi membrane. Gene Ontology annotation, biological process: vesicle-mediated transport; intracellular protein transport.
UGUGUAUGCGGCGUGGUGACGUCACUGACCCGGAAGUAGCCGCGCAGCUGUGUUGUUGUCGCAGCUCAGCUGAUCUUUGGGAGAGAAUCAGCCUUCAGAUAGAAACAGCUUUUAUUGUUGUUUAUAUUAUUAUUAAUUUGUUGUUGUUGUUUAUCCGCCAACAUGAAUGUGACUCUGGCAGUGAAGCAAUACAUCUCUAAGAUGAUCGAGAGCAGCGGAUCCGGGAUGAAGGUCCUGCUGAUGGAUAAAGAGACGACCAGUAUAGUGAGCGUUGUGUACACUCAGUCUGAGAUCCUGCAGAAGGAGGUCUACCUGUUUGAGAGGAUCGACUCUCAGAACAGAGACAGCAUGAAGCACCUGAAGGCCAUCUGCUUCCUGAGACCCACCAAGGAGAACGUGGAGCAUCUGAUCCAGGAGCUGCGCAGACCCAAGUACAGCGUCUACUUCAUCUACUUCAGUAAUGUGAUCAGUAAGAGUGAGAUCAAGGCUCUGGCUGAAGCUGAUGAACAGGAAGUGGUGGCUGAAGUUCAGGAGUUUUACGGAGACUUUAUCGCAGUGAACCCUCACCUCUUCUCCCUCAACCUGCAGGGAGUCGCCCGGGGCCGCAGCUGGGAGCCCUCGAUGUUGCAGCGCUGCGUUCAGGGUCUGACCUCGGUGCUGCUCGCUCUGAAGAAAUGUCCCGUGAUCCGCUACCAGCUGUCCUCUGACAUGUCCAAACGCCUGGCCGAGAGCCUGAAGGGAAUCAUCACGAAGGAGUACGAGCUGUUUGACUUCAGGAAGACGGAGGUUCCCCCCCUGCUGCUGAUCCUGGACCGCAGCGACGACGCCAUCACCCCGCUGCUUAACCAGUGGACGUAUCAGGCGAUGGUCCACGAGCUGCUGGGUCUGAACAACAACAGGAUUGACCUGUCUCGGGUGCCGGGGAUCAGCAAAGACCUGAAGGAGGUGGUCCUGUCUGCGGAGAACGACGAGUUUUACGCCAACAACCUGUACCUGAACUUCGGGGAGAUCGGCACCAACAUCAAGAGCCUGAUGGAGGACUUCCAGAAGAAAAAGCCGAAGGAGCAGCAGAGGCUUGAGUCUAUCAGCGACAUGAAGGCGUUUGUGGAUAACUACCCCCAGUUUAAAAAGAUGUCGGGCACCGUCUCCAAACACGUGACGGUGGUGGGGGAGCUGUCCCGCCUGGUGUCCGAGCGCCAGCUGAUGGAGGUUUCUGAGACGGAGCAGGAGCUGAGCUGCCAGAGCGACCACUCCAACGCCCAGCAGAGUGUGCGCCGGCAGCUGCUGAACCCCCAGCUCUCGGAGCUGGACGCCGUGCGACUGGUGAUGCUCUACGCUCUGAGGUACGAGCGCCACAGCAGCAGCAUCCUGCCGGCGCUGAUGGACGAGCUGAGCCGGAGGGGCGUGUCCGAGCGCCACCGCAGGAUGGUGAAGGCGGUGGUGGAGUAUGGCGGGAAGAGAGUCAGAGGAAGUGACCUCAUCGCUCCGUCAGACGCCGUCGCCAUCACCAAACAGUUCUUCAAGGGCCUCAAGGGAGUGGAGAACGUGUACACACAGCACCAGCCUCUCGUACACGACACUCUGGAUCAGCUGAUCAAGGGACGUCUGAAGGACAGUCAGUUCCCCUACCUGGGAGCCAGCACCCUCCGAGACAGGCCUCAGGACAUCAUAGUGUUUAUGAUUGGAGGAGCGACCUAUGAAGAGGCUCUGAGCGUCUACAACCUGAACCGCAGCAUGCCAGGGGUCCGCAUUGUGCUGGGGGGGAGCAGCAUCCACAACACCAAGAGCUUCCUGGAGGAGGUGAUGUCAGCGGCAGGUCAGAGUGGAGAGAGAGCCCAGGGGGGCGGUCGCCAAGGCAACAGACGCUGAUCACGACAGAGACCAUUAACAUUCCUGUGUGUGUGUGUGUGUGUGUGUGUGUGUGUGUGUGUGUGUGUGUGUGUGUGUGUGUGUGUGUGUGUGUGUGUGUGUGUGUGUGUGUGUCUGUACCGUACUACUUCAUCACUGUUUAAGUGAAAUAAACCCAGAUUAAAGAUG